This is a messenger RNA of Sphaeramia orbicularis (orbiculate cardinalfish), 3622 nucleotides long. RefSeq names its product transcriptional repressor p66 alpha. Gene Ontology annotation, molecular function: sequence-specific DNA binding. Lineage: Eukaryota; Metazoa; Chordata; Actinopteri; Kurtiformes; Apogonidae. Gene Ontology annotation, biological process: negative regulation of transcription by RNA polymerase II. The coding region runs from base 160 to 2445 and encodes 761 amino acids. The transcript is spliced from 11 exons. The record is from RefSeq and is a predicted model, not a curated record. Gene Ontology annotation, cellular component: NuRD complex.
GAGGCGCAUUAUUUGGCAACAGACGCGGCAGUGGGGAGGGCCGAAAAAAAGAGGAUAUCCCCUGGAUUUCAAAAAAGCAACGAUUUAUCGAGGUUAACUGCAGAUUAAACAUUCCUUGGUCGACCAUCGGUGAAGAACGGGCGACAAAGCGACCGAGGGAUGUCUGAGGAGGCUGUCCGCCAGACUCGCAGCCAAAAGAGGGCGCUGGAAAGGGAGGUCACGCCUCAGUCUGCAGAACCCUCCAAUGCUGAGAAUGAAAGCAAAAAGCCUAAAUUGGACCCCUCUGAAUCCACAACACAGGCACAAACUACACCUAAUUCUGAUUCUGAACAGACAGAGGAUGGGCAGAGUCAGACUAGGAGUGGAUCAGACCAGGAGAAGGAGCAGGAGGACAAGCAGAGUCGGUCGCCAUUAUCUUUAGUUUUACCUUUGGCGUCUCAGCCGGUGAAGGAUGACCGGGAGCGGGCCGAGAGGCAACAGACGGCCGAAACCAGCUCAGACAAUCGGACUGAGUGCAAUGACAGAGCCAGCCGGGGGAAGACAGAGACGGCCAUGGAUACAAGGAGCCGGGUCCGAUUGACAGAUCCAAAGGCGUCUAGUGACGUUUUGGCUGCAGGCGAAGUGAAGGCCACCAUUAAAGUAGAAGUUCAGACGGGAGAGCAACCUGUGGACAUGACCACUUCUAGAGGUAUAAAAAGAGAGAAGCGCCCUCCAUCCCCUGAAGAUGACGAUGUCAUCAUCCUGUCAGAUAACGACUCCCCAAGUCCUCCGAUGAACGGCUUGAGCCACUUUAAGGAGCUGGACACAGACCUGCUAAUGAAGAGCAGCCCAGCGGAGAGGGAGCGCAUCAUUAAGCAGCUGAAGGAAGAGCUGAGGCUGGAGGAGGCCAAGCUGGUGCUGCUGAAGAAACUCAGACAGAGCCAGAUACAGAGGGACACUCUGCAGAAGCCCUCAGGUGUGUCCAGCUCCUCUGCUCCUCCUCCUCUAAUUCGGGGAACGAUUGCAGGCAAUAAAGGCUCACAGCAGAUUUUGACAGGCAGGAGUUCAGGCACAGUUAUCCCACCGCCACUGGUGAGAGGAGGACAGCAGGUGUCGUCGAAACAUGGCUCCCAGAUUAUCAUGCCGCCUCUGGUCAGGGGGGCACAGCCCAUCUCUGUAUCUCCACAGCAGAUCCAGGCUCUCCGUCAGCAACAGCAGCAGCAGUUGGUUGCAUCUGGUAGCUCAGGCUCAGGACCUCCUCCGCUGCUGCUGGGUCCCAGGACCUCGGCCCCUGCAUCCCAGGGCCAAAGAGGCAUGGUCCAGCCAGGCCUCAUCAGAGUCGGCAGUAGUGCUAAUGCACUGGUCAGUAUUUCAAAGGCCUCUCCAUCCAGUUUGAAGGGCUCUGCCUCAGGAAGCAGCGGUGUGUCUGUGGUCAGUGUCAAUGACUCUCCAGCCAGCCGCCAAGCUGCAGCUAAACUGGCCCUGAGGAAACAACUGGAGAAGACCCUCUUGGAGAUUCCCCCGCCCAAGCCCCCGGCCCCAGAGUUUAACUUUCUGCCCUCAGCUGCCAAUAAUGAGUUUAUCUACCUGGUAGGGCUGGAAGAAGUGGUGCAGAAUCUGCUGGAUACCAUCCACAGAGGAAAGAUUGGUGUACCACUGUCAAAGGCCAUUCUCCGAGAGCCUUUUGUGUGCACCCAGUGCAACACUGACUUCACCUGCCGCUGGAGGCAGGACAAGAGUAAAGGCGGUGUGGUCCUCUGUGAAGACUGCAUGUCCUCCAAUCAGAAAAAGGUUUUGAAAGCCGAGCAUACCAAUAGGCUGAAAGCUGCAUUUGUCAAAGCACUGCAACAAGAGCAGGAAAUAGAGCAGCGUAUUAUUCAGCAGACAUCCUCAUCAGUCUCCCACAGUAGCUCUUCAUCCUCAUCUGCCUCUUCAUCAAUGAAGGCAGAGCACCUGGUGUCCCAGCAGCUGAAACAGGCUCAGGCCAGAGUGUCAUCUCUGCAGCAGCACCACCACCAGGCCAGCCGAGGAGCCAACAUUGUUCAUCAUCACUCCAUCAAGCAGAGCUCCCAGGGCCAGCUGUCCCACAGUGGUGUGUCAUCAGUGGGAGUGAGGGGUGUUUCCCACUCCUUCUCUUCUUCCUCCCAGCUGCAGAGUGCAGUGGCAGCAGCCGCUUUGGUCAGCCGGCCAGGUAAGCAUGCCCGUGUUUCUCACCACUCUGUGCAGAGUUCAAAGGUGAGCAGCAGUGGAAUCGUCGGCGGCAGGAAUGUCAUCGGAGGUAGUGCCUCAUCCACUGCAUGGAAGAAGCAGAGCAACAACAACACAGGAGUGACUAUGGCCUAUGUGAACCCCAGCCUCACAGGUCACAAGACCGCAGCCACCGUUGACGCUCGUCAGAGGGAGUACCUGCUGGACAUGAUCCCCUCACGCUCGUCAAUCUCCCAGACAGCAAAUACAUGGAAAUAAUGGAAACAGCACUCUACUGUUAAUUAUUAGUUUUUUGAUCCUCAGUUCCAAUAUUGUCAACAGCACCCCCAGAGGACUAUUAAGCAAAUACAAUCUCUCAAAGUGACGUUCCUUGCUCACCUUUGUAUGAUUGUUAUUUAGGCUUUUUUUUUUCUUUUUUUUUUCUGUUGUUCAUUACCCUGCCUCCCGAAGGGAAGGCAAGAGGUAUUGUUUUGAGGUUUGUUAUUCUUUGGUUACUGUGCAGAAACCAUUUGAUUUGACUGUGGCAAAGAAAACACAAAUACUUGAAGGGCUUCCCCCGGAGUACUUUGCUCUCCAGAUUGGGUCAUUAAUUGAUGGUGUGGUAAACAGUGUCUGCAUUGAGUACCCUGAAGAGAAUGAGUACUCUGCUUUGGGCAUAAAUGCCCUUUUUCUGCCAUGUUGUGGGUCAGACUGACCCAACUUGACACUUGAAUGGUUAUAGUUUUACCUAAAACUUCACAUUCAACAAAGUACACAUUUAUUCUACGCAAAAGCAAAAUAACUGAGUUGUAAAGUUUUCAGUAUAUCACCGCUGUAGUUUAAGGUUUGAAUUUUAUUUUGUAUUUACAGUAAGUUAUUUUCUUUGUUUUGUUUUUUUUUUUCUUUUUUUUUUUUUUGACAGAUGUUAAAAAUCACUCAGUGUAUUGUGGUUUCCACAAAUGAAGAGUUUAUUCUAUUUUUUCCCCCCGUUUUAACAGCAUGCGUGCCCUAACCCCUCUGUUUCAUUUUGCACCUUAGCUGAAGAAGCAUGGUGUCAAUGCUUAAGUCAUCUGUAAUUACCAUCUGUAAUUUGCUGAUUUUAUAUUAAUGUCAACAUUGUAAGAUUAUUUUUGAGUGUUAUGUCAUUGCUGAGAAAAUGCAAAAUUUGAAGGACCUGGAUUUGCCACUUGAACUAGAGAUCUUGUUCCUGGUUUAUUCAAAUAUCAUUCAUCCAACCUGUGGCAUAUACGAAGCCCUGAAUCUCUUAAUAAGGGAACAUCUCCCACCUAUCAGGAUACUGGAAAACUCAAGACCGUUUUUAUCUUGUACCCUUCAUCAUCCUGCAUAAUUUCUCUGCUUCUUGGUCCUAAUUGCAUUGUACAAAGUUAUGUUACAUUUUAUUUGGUUUACUUUUUUCCUAGCUCCUAAAGAAAUAAAAAAAAAUAUACAUUUUAAA